This is a messenger RNA of Sipha flava (yellow sugarcane aphid), 4913 nucleotides long. RefSeq lists its product as uncharacterized. The transcript has 10 exons. Lineage: Eukaryota; Metazoa; Arthropoda; Insecta; Hemiptera; Aphididae. Bases 405 to 4364 code for a protein of 1319 amino acids. The record is from RefSeq and is a predicted model, not a curated record.
UAGGCCACUUUUACGUCAUUGGAACCUGUAUAAAUACGGGUUGAGCAUUUAGCAUUAUUCAGAUGUAGAUAGGUAGUUAGACUGAUCAUUUCCCCUGUUAAAUAAAUUAUUGCUCGUCGUGGACAUUGUAACAGCCACAUCGCCGCGAGUAAUAAUUCUCUACCCAGUUUUUAACUGUUAUUAAUAUUUUGUGUUUAUUCUAAGUGUUAAAUCAAUAAACCAGUAAUUUUUCUAAGUAUUUAAUUAAAAGUGUUCAAUUAUUAAUAUUACCUAUCUCUCUCAACACGUCUCAAGAUUACGUACAACGUGCUACGUCGUUAAAUAAUUAAUGUGUUACCGAUCGUAGUGCCUGCACAACGCUCGCUACACAAUCUUCAUCCCAGCUAGAUUCAAGUAUUUGCAAGAUGUCUAUUUCCAAUACAGAAAUGCAUAAAAGUGUAUCACGUCUUUUGGAGAAUUCUCAUAUAAUCAUAUCUCCAGAAAAUGAAUGGUUUAAACAAUGUGUGGAUUUUUUUAUGUCAGAUAAUCCAAAUUAUAAUGCAAAUGAUUUAUCGUCUAUGGUCACAGAGCAAUUAAGUUUAUCUGAUUUUCAAGAGAUUGCAUUAUCUAGUUUACCACCCAAUUUAAAUAACUUUGAAAAAAAAAUAUUGAGUGGAAAAUAUUGUCUUCAAGUAAAUACUAUUCUUGAUGUUGGCCAAUCAUGUUAUUCGCAAUAUAAUGUUCUGGUAAAAAGAGAUACCAGUAAUACUGAGAUUGGUGAUAGUAAACCAGCACCUUGGGAACCUAAAUCACGUAGAAUGCUAAAAAUGAUGUGCACUGAUGGUAAACAAACUGUAAUGGCUAUGGAAUAUGAACCUUUGUCUUGCCUCAAAGAGCCAUUUAUAUCUGGUUUCAAAAUUGGUGUCACUGGACCAGUUGAAUACAGAAAAGGAGUUUUAUUAUUAAAAUCAAAUAAUGUGCACUUUAUUGGAGGCGAAGUUGAACAUUUAUUAAUUAAAAAUGCACCAUUAAAUGUCUUAUGUAGAGCCCUAAACAAACCAGAAUUAGAAAAUCCAUACAUGUUUUCAAAUAUAGAAGUUGAUAAGAAUGCUAUGGAAGUACAAGAAUCACACACUAUAAAUCCACGAAGACAAAUAGAUGGACCACAAAUGAAUGAAAUGACUCAAAAUAGUGUUAAUCAAACUAAUAAUAGUAAUUCUGUUAAAAAUGGAGUUAUUACAUUUGAUGAUUUUUUUGAUGGUGAUGAUGAUGAACUAUUAUACUUGACUCAAGUUGUCGAAAUUGAAAAAAGAUUUUCGCAAUCUAAUAAUAAAAUGAAUUCAGUACCUUCGGCCACAAUAAAUACACAAAAUAGUACAAAAGCCUAUAACCCAAAAUUAUCUAUUCUUAAAAAUAAUAAAAUUACUAAUAAAAAGCUUAUAUCCACCAUAAAACAAACCAAAAUAUCAGAUAUGUUAGGUUCAAGUACCUCUGCAGCAUCUAGUAGUUCAGUAACUGAAUCAACUAGACCGAUUAACAUGUUUGAUAUGUUUGGUCCUAGUACUUCUUCAUCAUCUAAUAAUUUACUGGCCAGAUCAACAAAGUGCCAAGCUGAUGAAUCAAUAGAAAAUAAUUGCAUGGCUAUGAAACAAUCAUCAGGAAAACGAGUCGCUAGUUCUCCAAUACAAGCAAAAACUAAAAGGCCAUCAAUUGAAAUUCACAUUCCCGAAGAAGAUUGGGACCUGUCUACUAUGAAUGUUGACAUUGAUAUUUCAGACCCACUAGUUAAGGUUUUUAAGUCUGCGUCUAUUGUUAAAAACUCUAAAAUACAAGUCAAACAAAAUGAAUGGAUAUGCUCUGGCAUUAUUAAGGAAGAAACAAAAACCGAGGAAGUUGAAUUUUCUUCAAAAGUACUGGAACAUUUAAUUGGAAUUUCAUCUGAAGAAGUUUUACAGUUCAAAAAUAAUCCUUUAAAUAAUGCUUCACUAAAAGAAAAAAUUGAAAAAGGAAUAAAAGGAGCAUAUAGAAAAUUACACCUAUUUAAAGUUUCUGUGGAUUCAAAAAAGAAAAAGAAGAGUGGUUACGAAUUUCGGGUGGCCAAGAAAAUGAAAGCAUUUCAAAUGUCUGCUAAUUCUUCUCAAAAAAUAACUCAUUUUUAUACAAAUAACGUUGUUGGAGAAUCAAGCCAAACUUCCUUAGAAAACCCAAAACCAGAUGAACGAGAUCAGAUCAACAAAAAUCAGAAUGAAAAACUAGAGUUAGCAGAAUUAGAAAAAAUACAUGAAAUAACAACUAAAGUUAAAGUAAAAGAAUCAAAUAUAGAUUUUCUUAAAUAUAAAAAUCAAGAUGCGGAAAUCAAUGAAAAUUCAAAAGAAGUAUUGGUAGAAACAAUAGAAAUAAGACAAGAAUAUCAUCAAGAUAUAACUGGAGAAAUUGUGCAAAAAUUAUUCGCUAAUGAAAAAAUCGAUGAAGUUAUAAACUAUUUUUGUAAGCCGAAAAGUAUUGAUAUAGUCAACUUUUUUAUUUUUCAUCCAAUUCAACCGACCAAUUCUUCAUUAAUUUCUUUACCAUUUAAUGAAAAAAUAUUUUUUAGUGACCAAGGGGAUUGUAAAUUUAAUCGUAAAUGGUUGACAUAUGAUGAAAACAAUCAGAAGCUCUUUUGUAGUGUAUGCUUAGCUUAUAGCGAUGAAAGUUCUAAGUUUUGCUCUGGAUUCAAUGACUGGAAACAUACAAGUCAACGAAUUAAAGAACACGAAAUAUCAAAACAUCAUAAUUCAUCGGUCAAAGCAUACAUCAGAGAAAAAAGGGAAAAGACGGUUCAACAUUUAUUGUGUGGUGAACAAUUGCAAAAAAGAAAAAUUGAAGUUAAUGAAAGGCGAUGUGUACUAUUGCAGAUUAUUGAAGUCAUAAAAUUAAUUGGUAAGCAAGGAUUACCAUUUAGAGGCGACAAAAGUGAAGCAGCUUAUAAAUUAGAUGAUUCCUCGUUAAACCAUGGCAAUUUCUUGGAAAUCAUUUUAUUACUGUCGAAAUCUGAAAAUAUAUUGAAAUCUCACAUAGAAAAAUCGAUUAAAUUAAGUAAGGAGCAUCAUGAUAGAGCACAAAAUAUAAAUAUGAAAGCAUUGAAGACCACUACUAAAAUUGGAAGAGGAAAUCUAGUUACAUUUCUCAGUGCAACUACAGUAACUACAAUAAUAAAGUUGAUUGGUAAGGAAAUUAAAAAUAUGAUCUCAAGAGAAGUUAAAAAAGCCAAAAUAUUUUCUGUUAUGAUGGAUACAACAAUGGAUUUAUCAUCAUAUGAUCAAUGCUCGAUUGUCCUUAGAUAUGUACCACAUAAUGAAGUAUGUGAACGGUUAAUAGGGCUGAAACACGUAACUUCGACGUCUGGGAAUUCACUUUUUGAAACUUUAAAGGAUACAUUGGCUGAACUUGAUUUACCACUGAAUAAUUGUGUGGCGAACGCUUUUGAUGGUGCGGCUAACAUGAGUGGUCAUUACAAUGGUGUAACCGCUAAAUUGUCUGAAGUAAUCACUAAUCAUGUUCAUACAUGGUGCUAUGCGCAUGUAUUAAAUUUAGUUCUUUCUGAUACAACUCAAUGUUUGACUCCUUGUAUGUCAUUUUUUAAUCUUGUUCAAGAGGCAUUCGUAUUUUUUAAGGAAUCCUAUAAAAGGUUAGCUGUGUACCAUAAAGAAAAUCCAUCGCUAAAACUAGCUGCUAGUGUAGCAACUAGGUGGAGAAGCAGAAAUGACGCAAUUGUUAAAAUAUUUGGUAGGAUUGAUUUUUGGAUUAAAGGUGAUUUAAGUCCAGAAAAUGAGUCAAAAUUUGCUUACAUUCAACUAUUAGUAGCUCUAUACGAAAUAUCAAUUUCUAACCAAUUUAAUUCAAAAAUUAGAAACGACAGUCUUAGUUUAAUGAAAAAGUUUUGCUCUUAUGAAACCGUUUUAGUCGCAAUGAUGUUUCUGCAGAUAUUUAAAAUAAUAACACCGCUAUCCGAUUACCUUCAAACAAAACAUCUAGAUUACAUUCAAGCUUGGCGUCAUGUUUCUAGUGCCCAUAAAAGCUUACAAUCGGUUAGAAACCGUUUUUGUGAUAUAACAAAAGCUGCUAAAACAUUCGUAGACUUUGUAGUUAAAAAAAUUGAUGAAAAGGAGCUUCUUCGUGAUAUUGAAAUAGAAGAAAACCUUCCGAAGAAACGAAAACGCACUGUGAAACGUAUGGACGGUGAAUUAACCCGAGAUGAAGAAGUUUCCACAGAAGAAAUCGAUCAAUUUUGUAUAAAAAUAUUUAAUUUUACAAUGGACACUAUUAUAAAUAGUUUAGAAGGUACGAUUCUUAGCUCAUCGGAUUUUAUAUACAGAUUUAGAAUGUUUCGACCCUCAAAGGUUUGAUGAUAUAAGAAAAAAUGGUUUAUCAUCUAAUGCUUUAUUUAAAAUAUGUGAACUUUUACCCUCUAUUGAUCAGCCAAAGCUCAAAGAAGAACUUAUUUCUUUUGCUACAUCUUGGCCUUUAAUUUGUGAAGUUGGUUUACAGAGUACGUAUGAAGAUUCAAGUCAAAUCGAUACCGUUGAUGAUGAUGAAUGGGCUAAUGAGGACGAUUUUAAGUUGUGUAAAGUAAAAGAGUGUAAUGUAUGUCUAUCAUGCGCAUUGCGUAUAAUCACUGAUUAUAACAUGUAUUCCUUACAAUACACGGAAUUGUACAAAGCGUAUAAAUAUUUAUUGACUCUGCCUCUGCCACAAGUGACCUGUGAAAGGUCAUUUUCAAAAUUAAAAUUAUUAAAAACGCGAUUAAGGUCCACUAUUGUGCAAGACAAUUUAGAAUCAUUAUUCUUAAUGCAGUGUGAAAGAGACAUAGUAAAUCAAGUUGAUGGAGAUCAAAUCAUAAAUGCUCUAUGUUUGAACAGUAAAGAAAUGCAACGUCUACUCACAUAAAAAGAUAU